This is a messenger RNA of Parasteatoda tepidariorum (common house spider), 3969 nucleotides long. RefSeq names its product CDK5 and ABL1 enzyme substrate 2. Gene Ontology annotation, biological process: regulation of cell cycle. Lineage: Eukaryota; Metazoa; Arthropoda; Arachnida; Araneae; Theridiidae. The record is from RefSeq and is a predicted model, not a curated record.
AUUAGAAGCAGUUUUUAGAAAUCAUGCGUGAAAUAAUUUAGUUAAAAAGUAGAUUCAGAUAUCUCUUCCACAUUUUUCAUAUCGUUAUGAUCGAUAUCAAACGAUACAAUUAAAAGGGAAAAUCUGUCUCAUGGGAGGGAAAUAUUUUCCGCCUGCUAAUAAAGGGAUAAUUCUAGUUUCGUAUUCUUGUUUUGAAAUUUUCUUUUUCGUGGAAACAGCUGUUUAUGGUUUUGCUUAGUAAUAUCUAUUAUUAACUCUUGUGUUUUAAGUAUAUAUUUUUCUCAGAGAAAUUAACAUUUCUAUUUAUUCUACAAUUUUAUUAAAAAUCUGGGCAGAAAUUUAUACGCAGAUGACUAGUAGCAUUUCUAAAAAAAUUCACUCCCGCCGGCGCUUAGCUGCACUUACUUUUCUGUCUAAUAUUUCACUUGAUGGUACUCACCGUGAUACAAAUUUAGGUAACUUUACCUUUCAUCUAAAAGUUACUAAAUCUGCAAAUGUAUGUCCCUUACCUGUUGAUCAUUUAGAAUCUUCAAAAAAUAUCCGAUCCUCUCCCAAAAGUGUUACAAUCGAAACAGAACCUCAAAUAGCUCCUGAAAAAGUAAGAGACCCUGACUCUGCGAGAUCGUCUAUUUCUUUUAAAAGCGAUAAAAUCAUCAAAAGGAGAAAUUCUGAAUGUAAACAUCAUGAAUUUGUUGACCAGUUUGAAGAUAUACUCUAUGUAAAAAACAGAGUUCGAGUUCACAAAUUUGUUUGCGAUGCAAAAGCACGACUGUGUAAUUUAAGUCAAAAAAGAAGGUUAUCUCAUCAAAAGUCUAUAGAAUCAUAUGGUUUACCAUCAGCUAACAGUACUGAAAGUCUAACUGUUUCUGGUAGUUACCGAAUCAGAAAACCCUCCCUAUGUCCAUCAGAAUGUUCGUUUCCGUCUGCUGCUGAGAUUAGGUUUAUUAAAAGCUUAAAGGAUCACAAAAAUGAUUCAGAGAGAAUGGUAUUAAUAAGUGAAAAGAAAUCUCCAUUCGCUUUGUUUUCUGUUGUUGCAUUUAGUAAAUCUCAAGGAUCCUCUAGAAUCGACAUAAAAAUAGAUGGCAGCCGAAGGAGACAUGCAACCAGUAUGCGUCAGCUUGCAGCAAUCAGUGAUGGACCAGACCCACUUGAUAUACUCUCUCUGAUUGGUGUUGAAAAACCAUUAGAAGGGCAGGAUAUAUCAUAUGGGGAUUUGUUAGCCCCAUCCCUAUUGAACAAGAAAUCUAGAAUACCAGACAACUGUCUAGAAACUGAUAUAAGUUUGCGAUUUCCGUAUCUGAUGCAUACAAGUUUGCAUACAAUGGAUGCCCCUAUCCCGCGAAUAAGUCCAAAAUUUUCUACUACUCCUCCGAUAGCAUCCGACAAAUUUUUAGAGAGGGAAUGUCAUCCAUGGAUAUCUUACCAUUCAGCUAUUUAUCAUCCCAAUCUGUUAGAUGAUCCAGAACUCAUUGCUGGAAAGCAUAGCACUCUUUUAAAUUUUCCUUCUUACAUAACUUCUGUUAUUGAUUAUGUAAAGCCUUCAGAUUUAAAAAAAGACUUGAAUGACAGAUUCAAAGAACGAUUUCCUCAAGUUCAGUUAACUCUAAGCAAGUUAAGAAGUUUGAAACGAGAGAUGUACAAGAUUGCUCGGCAUGAGUGCAAUAUUGAUCUUUCUGUGGUGGCUCAAGCUUUUGUGUAUUUUGAAAAACUCAUAUUAAAAAUUUUAGUGAAUAAACAAAACAGAAAACAUUGUGCUGGUGCUUGUCUCUUGUUAUCAGCUAAAUUGAAUGAUGUGAGAGGGAUAGAUUUGCAAACUUUGUUGGAGAAAAUAGAAACAGUAUUUCGCAUAAACCGAAAAGAUUUGAUGGCUUUGGAAUUUGGAGUCUUGGUUGCCUUGGAAUUUUCUUUGCUUCUGAAUACAUCAGAGAUACUACCACACUACCAAAGGCUUAUCUAUGAGUCUUAAAGAAUUUUUAAUUACGAUUUUCACUCAUUAGAAUGAACAAGAUUCGAUUUUUUUUCCUUCUCACAUCUUUCUAAUAUUCAAGAAAGUUACUAGGUAUGCAACAAUUAAUGCACCAGUUAAGUAACUAGAAUGUUUGAAGAAUUUUUCACAAUGUUAAUUGUUUACAUUGGGUUUGAUUUAUUGUGAAUAAGUUAUGUGAGUGGUUUAAACUUGAUUCUUUAAUUAAGAUGUAUUUUUCAGGUAAAUAAUAUAUUCUCAACACUUACUCUCGAUUGUCCCCUGAAAUAAAUACAUGAAGAAAUAUAAUAUUGCUUUAUGUAUAGGCUUAAUUCAGUCACUUGAAAAAUAAGUCUUGGAUAUAAAAACUAAUAUAUUGUCAUAAUUGAGUAGUAAACCCGUUCAUCUGAACUAUUUGAAUAAUUAAGAUUCAAAAGUUAACUAUUAAGCUUUUGACUACAAUAGCUUUGUAAAUGUAUAAAAUAUUUUUUAUGAAGUAUAAAAUAACAAUCUGUAUUAUUAAAUUGAAAAAUAUACAUCAUACAUUUAAGAUUAUAUUGAGUAUAAUAUAACAUGAAGUAUAAAUUAAUAAUCUGUAAAAUUAUAUUGUUCAUUUAGACCUAAAAUUUCUAAAGUAUAAUAUAACAUAAGUUUAAAAAAAAAAAAAAAUUUUUUUUUUUGAACUAAUGGGUGAUAAAUGCAUAUUUCAGAGAAAAAUUAUAUUUGUAUAAACCUUAAAUUUUUUAAAACAAUAUUAAAAAUUUGAAUGGAGUUCAGAAAUAAAGCAGGAUCGAUAUUAUGUGAUUGUUUCAAUAAGUUAGCAGGCAAAUUAGUCAAAAUGAUUUCUUUUAUAUAUAACAUAUUGAAUGACGCAUUAUUUACAAUUUAAUAAAGAAAGAACUUUUGACUGGGUUCUUUAAAUAAUCAUGUCGCUUAAUAUUUAUUUUAACCUGUAAUUUUAAAGAAACAAUUACCUACAUACAACUACAACUGUACUUUAACAAAAAAAUCGUGAAAAGUUAAAGCUGUGAUAUUAUAAAUAACUAAUUUUUUAUAAUUAGUUACAUUUUCUUUAUGUUUCCCUUCUUGGUGUAUAUGGAUAGUGAUCUAUCUUUGUACAUAAAAAAAAGUAGAAAUAAUUAUUUCUAAAGAAUACGUAAAAUAAAAAAUUUGAUUGAUAAAUAUUCAUAUUUAUUCUAAACUUUAAAAAGUACAAAAUUUUUAUAUUUCUUAAAACCUCUUCAUAUUAUCUGAACUUUAUCUGGUAUGUACUUAAAAAUUUAUACUGUGUAUUUUACUGUCAUCGCUAUUGUAAAAAGGGAAAUUUUUAAAGAGAAAAAUAUAUUGUAUUGUAUUAUUAUUUAUUUUUUGUUAUUAGGUAUUUUUGUGAAAUUAGAUUUCUCUCAACAGCAAAUAGUGUGAUAAACGUUAUAAAUUUUUUAUUUACUAAAUUUUUAUAAAACACAAAGUUUAGAAAAAAAACAUUCUUUUUUUUACUACACUUAUCAAAUUAUAUCUUUUCGAAAUAGUAAUUUGACACUAAAAAUUAUUUUUAAAUUUAUAUUUUUCUAUUGUUAAACAUUUAUUCAAUUAUAAUAAAAAAAAGUUUAAUUUUUUACCUAUUCAACAAUACCUUUUAACUAAAAUUGAACCAACUUAAAUAUUUUCACACCUGUUAAAAUUCUGUCACAGUUUUUGCAUUCUGGAAAUUAAAAGAAAAGGAAUUUUAAAAUUAUAUCUGUGUAUGUUCUACUAAAUGUUAUAAUAAGAUCUGAUAUUUAUAUAUAUAAUACUAUGUGAUAAUUGUUAUUAAUCUGUGUUGAUGUUAAAACUUAAGUUGAAAGAAAAAUACAUUUUCUAGUCAAGAAAUUUAAUGUAAUCAGAAAACAAUUUUUGUGUUUCUGCUUAAUGUGAUAACUUUUAACCCUAUUUAUGUGAUAUACUUUAUACAAACUUAAAGUUGACAUGUUAAAAUUUGACUCCUAUUAAAUGUUUUAUGUACACUA